UUAGAUAGCCCACGUUAUUAGGUAUUUAAAAGUUACUGAAUCUUUCAAAUUCUGCAUUAUCUUUUCAUCAUAAAAACAAUUAUUAUUAUUAUUAUUAUUAUUAUUAUUAUAUAUUAAUACUCCUGAACUUAAAACUCAAGAACAAGUAGGACUCUUUAACUCCUAUAAAAGCAAACCUCCCUAAACAAUUCUUACUAAAAAAACUACGACAUUACUUUCUAUUUCUUUAUCUUUUUCUAAUCAUGGACAAGCUUCAAAUCAAAAAGCUUCUUCUUCUCAGGUAUUGCAGUAGGAGAUCAUAUGCAGUUGCAACAGAAAACAGAAGCAUGCAAUCAGUUUUAUCAGUGACGGGUAAAGCAGAAGAUUUGGCGGAGGAGAAGGUGAAGGAGAAGUCAUUUUGGAUGAGAGAUCCAAAGACCGGUAAUUGGAUUCCUGAAUCUCAUUUUGGAGAGAUCGAUGCUGCAGACUUGAGAGACAAGUUUCUCAAUGGAAAACCCAAAUUGUGAUUUUAACAAUGACACUAAUAAAUUAAAUUAGUAAUUCACUGACUUCAAUUACCAGAUUUAGACUCCUUU
Messenger RNA from Jatropha curcas, 575 nucleotides. RefSeq names its product protein SENESCENCE-ASSOCIATED GENE 21, mitochondrial. NCBI's taxonomy places the organism in Eukaryota, Viridiplantae, Streptophyta, Magnoliopsida, Malpighiales, Euphorbiaceae. The record is from RefSeq and is a predicted model, not a curated record.